AUGAGCGCGAAAAGAAAGCGCUUAGAAGAUACGGCGGAGAACUCUCCUCCAGAAGGUACUCCAACACCAAAAAGACGGAAAGGAAGAAUCUCUGCAAAAGAACGAGAGCGAAUUUCCGAAGAGAAUCGUAAAGCUCAAGGGGUUUACAAUGUGCUCAGACAGCAUACUGACAGCGAAAACAGGCAACUGGCGGAGAAGUUCAUCCGAACUCCUUCUCGCAGGGCAGAGCCUGAUUAUUACAAGCAAGUGAAGUCUCCCAUAGAUUUCACGAGAAUUCAGCAAAAACUCAAGACUGAGGAAUACCAGACAUUUGAGGAAUUUUGUGAAGAUGUAGAACUUCUAGUUGACAAUACUAGAACGUAUUACAAGGAAGAGUCUGAAGAGCACAAAGCCGCUAUGGAGCUUCUAGAGAUUUACAAGGAUGCCCGAGAAAAGAUCAAGAAAGGAGAACCUCUUGAAAAAGAUGUUAAUGAUGGGGAUCCCUCAAGUUCUGGAUGUGCCAGUCCCAUCAGUUUAGUGAGGUCAAUCUCUCCCGUACCGAGCUCUCGAGCAUCGUCUAAUGGUUCCUCGGAUGAGAUUGAAAUCGACAUGGUUGAGGAUAUCCUGUGUGCAUUACUGGAAUUGACAGAUUCGACCGGUCGACUGAUUUCGCCGCCUUUCCGAGUUCUUCAAAGCAAGGAGGUAAAUUAUGGUGUGUGUCAAAACUUAUCACGCUGCAAUUUCCAUUCUGGGCUAUUUGAGGAGUUUCCUGUAUAUUAUGAGAAAAUUCGCCAUCCAAUGGAUUUGAAAACGAUUGCCGAGAAGGCCAGAGCUGGCUUGUACAAGCGAAUGUCUCAGGUUGAAACAGAUGUCCGACUGCUUUGUCGAAACGCUCAGGUAUUCAGUGGAAAAGGAAGUGAAAUCUAUAAAGACGCCGUUGCUCUGAUGAGUUUCUUCAAGGAGAAGCGCGACCAGGUUUUAGAGAAGGGUGUUCAUCCUAAGCGCCGAGACAAAGUCCACCGUGCAGUUGACGGGCUUCUUAUACAAGCCGCACUCCCAGCAACAUCUGAACUCUCUGAAGAUUCCGAGGAGGAUGAAGACACCGAGGAGAGCGAUGAUCCAUUGUGGAAACUUUACUGGACCGUUCGGAACGCUCCGAAUGAAAAAGACCGUGAAACGAAUCUUUCCGACCCAUUUCUCGAACUGCCAAGUCGAAGUUAUUAUCCUGACUACUUUGAUGAAAUAUCUCGUCCAAUGUCUUUGUUCAUGAUAAAUAAGAAGCUGAAGAGGAAUGAUUAUAAAACGUUUGAAGAACUUUUCAAAGAUUUUAUGCAGGUGUUUGAAAAUGCGUGUGAGUACAACAUGGAGUCGUCCGAUAUUUUUAUCGCUGCGCAAAAACUGCAAAAUCUUACGAUUCGAAAGGCUCGUGAGCUUCAGCCGAGCCUUGAUCUCUCGCAAUAUGACAAGAAGUCGAAAGCUUCAAAAACUCCAAAGACUCCUAAGGCUUUGAAAGCAGAAUUAGACACAGACUCAGACGAUAAGAACACUCCGCCGCCAGAGAAGAAAAAAUAUCGCUCGCCGAAGAAAAUGCGGCCGAUAUCCACAGGGAUGACCGCCGAACAUGUCUCUUUACCUGGUCGACCUGGCCGAAAAAGUAUGGACGAACUCAUGUUGCGAUUUCGGCAAAAGCUGAUGACCUUUUGGGAUCUCAUUUACAACCACAAGAUUGGAAUAUACUGGCCUGCUGGUGCAUUUAUGGAACUGCCUUCUUCUCGGGAAUAUCCUGAUUAUUAUCAAGUCAUUGAACACCCUAUUGAUAUGAAAAUCAUAAGGGAUAAAAUAGAGAACAACAGGUAUGAGUCGUCGGUGCAACUAAUGGAGGAGUUCACCAUUCUUUUCAAUAAUGCCCGGCAAUAUAACGAGGCGAACUCACAAAUUGCACGCGAUGCUGCAGUUUUGUUGAGUAUGGUAACAACAGCACAUGCAACCGACAAGGACGCUCCCUAUGAAAGCCCUCUUGCAUUAAAGCAAAAGUUUGGUUGGCUCAAGACGAAACUUCCCAAACCUCUAAAAGGUGGGGCCAAGUCUGCGAACGGUCUGGUUAACGGCGCUGGUGGCUUCUCGGACGAUGAUUCUUCGAAUUCCUCUGUUAGGAAUCCAGUUCCAACUCCUCCUCAAAAAGUUAGGUCUACACCGAAAGUUGAGAGGAAGUUUGAAGACAUGAUUACGAGGCUUCCCGCACAUGAACAACAAAUGUGGAGAUUGUAUUCUGUAGUCAGAGAUGCUACCGAUUCGGACGGCAGGAAACUUGCGGGUGCCUUCAUUAAGCUGCCUACCAAAGAAGAAUAUCCCGACUAUUAUGAAGUUAUCAGAAAGCCAAUGGAUCUCCAAAGAGUACAGCAUCGGCUGCAAGCUCACGGCUAUGGGAGAUGGAUUGAUCUCGUUGCCGAUCUUUCUCUUAUGUUAGAAAAUGCCUGUAAAUAUAAUGAACCUGAAAGUACGAUCUACAAGGACGCUGUCGCUUUGCAACGGCUGGUAAUGGAGAAGAAGCGUGAGCUUGGUGCUGCUGAAGAUUGCAUGCCUCGUGUGCAGAUGGAGAUUCGCUCUAUGUUUACCAACAUCUUCGUUGCUGUCUUUAGCAAGAAGGACUCCGACGGGCGAUGCAGAUGUGACUCUUUCGCUGAGCUUCCAGAUUUGUUGAAAGCUCGUGGAUUUCCACGAGAUGAGUGGCCAUUUUCUUUGGAUCAGAUCAAGCGAAAUAUCGAUAAGGGCCGCUAUCGCCGUCUCGAUCGAUUUCAAAAGGACUUCUUCGAUCUUUUCGAUCGCGCUCGAGAGCUCAGUCGAAGUGACUCGAAGCUUUUCGAAGAUGCAACAGAACUUCAACUGACCUUUAUUCGAGAACGUGAUGCUCAAUGUAAAGGAGUGCUUGUGUCGACAGCUUUCAUCGCUAUAGAAAAUCAUGUACUGGAAGCCGUUGAGAAGCUCAAAAAGUCCAAAAUGCAUCAAGAGGCUGAGAUUCAGCGUCGGGAGAGUAAUGACCAAGAGAUCGAGAAACAAGAAGGUGAAGUAGACUUGGACUCGCUCAACUUUGAUGGCGUCGAGUAUACAACACCAUCUUAUGCUUACAUCUCUCGGACAGAUGACAACUCUCGAGCUCCUCCACACAUAAUGCGUAUAGAACGGAUUUUCAAAACGGACACUGGUGAAAUGAUGGUACGUGGAAAAUGGGUGUAUAGGCCACACGAGACCCUGCACUUAGCGAACCGAAAGUUUAUCGAGAAUGAAGUUUUCAUCACGCCAUUCAUUGAUACGGUACUAGCGGAAAGGCUGUGCGGAAAGUGUAUGGUUGUUCCUGUGAAAAUCGCCAUGCAUAAUGUCGUCGAAGGUGUCAAUCCAAGCGACUUGUUCGUCUGCGAAUGUCGAUAUCUUGGAAAACCGCGCUAUUUCACGAAGAUCAAGACUUGGCCAUUCCCUGAAGAGGAGGAUGCGUUGAAACUUACAUCUAGAUCGCGUCCACUCUCUCCUGUACGCGUAACAAGUAACUUUAUGAAUGUGGAUGGCGUGGCGGACAGAGAGGAUGACGAGAAAUCUCAGACGCAUUCUUCGUCCAGCUCUGAAGAGGACGAUCGGCUUCGGGACUCAGUGAUUCUUGACAUUGAUCGACCAGAGAUUCCUGCUCGUGCCGAGGCUGAUGCCGAUGGAAGAACUUACCUUUACGCGAUGCGCACUCACAGUGGAAAAUAUCAUGAUGUUGGACAAUUCGUGCUUGUAUUCAACCCGCAAAAGCCAACGUGUGAUGUGAUGCGUAUCGACAAGCUGUGGAGAGAUAAAGAUGGAAGCGAGUGGUUCAGUGGAGGUUGGUUGGCACGUCCAGCAGAAAUCCAGCAUGACUGUGGACGAACAUUCUACGUGCGAGAGGUGUUCGCUGUUGAUCAACCAGACCAGACGAGACGUAUCGAAGACAUCCAAAGUCACUGUGCGGUUCUCACCCCGAAGGAAUUUGUGAAAGAGCGCCCAACUGAGAUUCCCGAGUGCGACGUUUUUGUGUGUGAAUCACGUGUUCCUGGCAUUUCCUUUGCGAAGGGAGAGCCUUCUUCACUCUUCCCUAAGCCUUUGGAGAAGACCUCCGCGGAUGAUGAAAAUUACGAUCCGUUAAAUGGUAGCGCUCCAAUGCAUAUAGAUUCGGCUAAACCUGUUCGGAAAUUCAAGCAGUACAAAGGCGCACGCCUGCCGGAUGCUGAGCUCUUUAUCUUCAAGACACCAAUAAUUAUGGAAAAGGAAAUGUCACCAUUAGUACACAACGGAUCGAAUGGUCCAUCUGAGUUAGACAUGGAACUCGACGAAAAUGAUACCGAUGGAGCUGAGUCAACAGCAAGCAAAGUGUCUGGUCUCAUGUCAAAUUGGCUUGCCGCUCAGCCAAAGCUGACGGCAAAGAGCAAAUCUGGGUACAUUCUAUUCUCGGCUGAAAUACGAAAACGAAUUAUGCACGAGAACCCUGACUCGGGCUUCGGUGAAGUGUCGAAGAUUGUAGGAAUCGAGUGGAAGAAGUUGUCAGAUGAUCAGAAGAGGCAGUACGAAGUCCGUGCUGAGUACAUAGCUAGUGAACGUGCCAAGCAAGAAGCGGCUAGAGCUGCAACAGAGAAGUGUCUUCAGCCUGGCCAAAUCCGUAUAUACAUGUGCAAGUGGAUCAAUUGUGAUUCUCAGUUCGAUAGCGAAAAUGGUCUUUAUGAGCACAUUGUGCAGCACCAUACAAGCCAGAUCAUCAUGGACAGUGAACAGCAGUACGUGUGUAUGUGGGUGACGUGCGUUAGAAACAGAAAGGAGGGGAAACCGUUUCCAUCUCUACCUCGUCUUCACCGCCAUAUGAAGGAAAAGCAUAUUGGUACCUCAGUGAAGAGUGUUUAUGCGAAUCAAAUUGGCAAGAAUUUCUUCAAACUGACGACCCAAACUACACCGGGUGGAGAGACCACAACCAGUCUUGUUCACAUUCCAUACGGAAGGGGUCUAGCCCAGAUGCCUCAAGCGCCUUCAACUCCUCAAACCCCUCAUGUCAAUGGUCAUGCGAACGCAGCGCCUCACCUUAACGGCGAACAUCACUAUUCUCCACAAGUGCAGCAAUCACAUCAACCUCCCACUGCUCAAAUGCCUUCGCAAGUCGCUCAUCAAGCUACGCCUUCUUGCUCACAAGGACCCAUGCCAUCGUCGUCAAUGGCUAUGCCUACAAUUACUGAUGCUGGUCGUACUGUCGUGAAAUCUCAGGGAGUAGAGCCAGUCUUUGUGGCACCGCCUUCGUCGGUUCACGCGCGUCGUGUGUUGCACUCGGAAACAUAUCUUAGGUAUAUUGAGUCGCUUUCGUCGAACCGCCAGCGCAGUGUCUCCAAAUGGGACGCAUCGUUGAGCACGAAUCCACGCAACGCCCAGCCGAAUGCGGCUCGACCGCCCCCGACACAUUGGAUCAGAGAAUCUCGUGGGAGACCGGUCGCUCGAGAAGAGGACGUGGUGCGUGCACUGUGGCGGCUGCGAGAUGAGCUACUUGAAAGUACUUGUAAUAUGUCAGUAGAGAGGGAUGUUGGUGGUGUUUUAUGA
This is a messenger RNA of Ostertagia ostertagi, 5565 nucleotides long. NCBI's taxonomy places the organism in Eukaryota, Metazoa, Nematoda, Chromadorea, Rhabditida, Trichostrongylidae. The record is from the annotation of a GenBank genome assembly.